UUUUUGAAAAACAAUUCUACGAAUGUCAAGUAGACUGCGGUAUAAAUUAUGCACCGGAAUAAAAUCUAAAUAAUUGUCAGAUGUAUAACAUUUGAUAGGAAGAUAAAAUUCAAAUGCGGGAAAAUCCCACACCUUAACUGUAAAAGUGAAGAAGAAACGUGUUAUUACAAGUGCAGCAAUUCGAAAUAACAAUAAAAUGGUUGACGAUUCAAUGGAUAUUGAACCGUUCAUGGAAUUUCAUCCUUGCAACAUACCGCAUGGAAUGAAGGAUUAUAUUCUGAAAGACUUGACAAGCGCUCAACAAAUUAAAUUAAACGUGCGGAAAAGAGAACAAAUCAGGACCGACCAGCAGUACUUGUCCGAACACCCUGAAAUUAGGGGUUUAAUUGUCAUGAUUCUGCGACUUUUGAUGAAAAAGAAGCCGAAAUACGACAUUUACGAGGUCAUUGGACAAUAUUUCACCAAGCCUUCGGUCGAUCUCAAGCAGGACGUUUAUAAUUAUUUGGACGAAAGGAGCAAGGUUUUGGCGGUAAACAGUACCAUAAUUGCAGUGCAAGAGAGAAAAGAAAGCUUGGGUGCAAGCGUUUUGACAGCUAUUGAUGAAGAAGAGCAGAAGGAAGAAAAUCUGGAAACGCUGGUCGAAGAUGAGGAAAUGGAAGAGAAGGAAGAAGAGCAUUUGAUUCGGUGGGAAAAAGAGGAGCUUUCUGACGAAGUUUCGGCUCAUAUGAUUUGUGAAGAGGUGGUCAAUGAACUUGUCAACAAUGUCUUCGAUGAGGUUGAUGAUAUUUCAAUGGGAAGUAUUGCAAGUAUUGGGUUUCCGGUUGAUUACGAAGACCAUGCCAUGGUGUCAGUGCGAUCUUCAGAGGAAUCGAUUCCUUCAAACUAAUAAAUAAUGCUCGAAUUCUAAUGCAAAUGUGUUUAUAGUAUGCUGAAUAAAUUACUGUGUGCUCA
This is a messenger RNA of Tribolium castaneum (red flour beetle), 951 nucleotides long. RefSeq lists its product as uncharacterized. The coding region runs from base 197 to 886 and encodes 229 amino acids. The transcript has 5 exons. NCBI's taxonomy places the organism in Eukaryota, Metazoa, Arthropoda, Insecta, Coleoptera, Tenebrionidae. The record is from RefSeq and is a predicted model, not a curated record.